This is a messenger RNA of Cutaneotrichosporon oleaginosum, 588 nucleotides long. RefSeq lists its product as uncharacterized. Lineage: Eukaryota; Fungi; Basidiomycota; Tremellomycetes; Trichosporonales; Trichosporonaceae. The record is from RefSeq and is a predicted model, not a curated record.
AUGGCCCCUCUCUGCACCCAACCCUCGGACGCGCCGCGCCACAAGGCGUACCCGCUCCCAACGAACUCGUGGCAGCGCCAAUACAUGGUCGCCCGUCCGCGGUCUGCUCCGCCUCCUCCGGCACCCGUUGCGCACACCACGCCGACAGCGCCGAUCGCGCCCUCGACGCCGGUCGCACCCACCACGGCGAUCGCGCCCACCACGGCGAUCGCGAACACCUCGCCCACCCGCUCUCCCAGCGCCUGGUCGGAUCCCGCGGCGAUACACGCGGCAGCGUUUCUCCUCCUCCUCCGCUCGCCGGACAGAGCCCUCCCCGCCGCAUUCCUCGAGGACAUCGACGCGCGUCUGUACAUCCGGGGCUACGACGUCGUCGCGGCGGACUUUGGCGCCCUGCCUCCCUUCAAGCACAUGAACCCGCGCAAGGCGCAGCACCUCCUCGGCGCGAUCCACGAUGCGUGGGCUGCGCUCGAUCCCGCCAAGCGGUGCGGCGCGUGCAAGUGCGCGUGCGUCGAGGAGAUGGAGGCGGAGGAGACGGUGGGCCGCGCUCUCGCGACCAAGAUGCAGGACGUAGUGGGGUGGAUGCAAUGA